Linum trigynum is the source of this 2708-nucleotide messenger RNA. NCBI's taxonomy places the organism in Eukaryota, Viridiplantae, Streptophyta, Magnoliopsida, Malpighiales, Linaceae. The record is from the annotation of a GenBank genome assembly.
GUAGGCAUUGAACAAGAGAGAGAAGUGGAUAGCAAACUGAUGAAGGUACCCUUGGUUUGGGGAGGAAUCCUGGCGAAAAUUUGACAAUGACACUGACAGUCACUGUAAUAUUACGUGAUGAACAGGGGCAAAAAGGUGAAAUGCAUACAACUAAGUGACUAACCUCUUCUCUCUAACAAGAAGAAGAAAAAAAGCUCAACACACAAUAUAAAAGAAAAGGGCAGUGGAGAGAGAGGAAUAAAGCAAAGCUAAUGGGGAAGAAGAGAGGGGAAGGAGGAAGAAGUUGUCUUGUCUAUGGAGGCCAACUGGGCAGCUCAGCAGCCUAGUCAGCACAAAAAAGGAAAUGAUACUCAUUAAUUUAACCCCUCUUCUCUUCUUCCUCCAUUCCCAAAACCCCCCAAUAGAGAGAGCCUCCCAACGACAUCUUCAUUUCUGCUCCAUUCUUCUCCUCCUUCAUUCCAUUGCCAGUCCUUCCAAACCUCUUCUUCUAAAUCAUUCCCUUACCCCUAGAAUUAGAAGCCUAUCUGGUCCAGAAGGUAAUCAAUGUUUUUUUUCCCUUUAUCAUAUCAUCUAUCAUCAUUACAAGCUUCCAUUCCCUCUUAUUUUGUACCGUUUCUUCUGUAUCUCCCCUUCUCUUUCUCAGCUCACUGGUUUCCCAGUUUGGUAGGGGAGAAAUGAGGAACGGGAGAGGGAUUUAGGGGGGAAUGGGAAUCCAAAUUUUCUCUCUUUCCUUAAUUUUAAUGACUGGGGUCUUUGUCAAUACUCUUUUCUUUGUCUUUUAUUAAUUUUCCUUCGUUGAACUCUGCUGUUUGUGUUUGGUUGCUGAGUAAACCGAGAAUCCUUGUCACUGAGUGGGAAAUUUCAGGUUCGCAGCUGCUGUUGGCUUUUAUUUCUUUCUAAAGCCUCUUCCUUUUUCCGUUUCCUCAGGGGAGUGAUUGAUCAGUGAAGCAGAGGGAAACAGAGAAGUAGAUAGCGAAGGAAGAAGGAGAGUAGAGGGUCUAAGAUGUUGUCGUGCAUAACGUGCACGAAGCCGUCGGCGGAUGACGAAGGGGAGGAGGUCGGCGGCGGAGUAGCGUCGGCGCGUGGAGGGAGUGAUACUCCCAAUACUAAAGAAGCCGUCAAAAGCCUGACGAAUCAGAUCAAGGACAUGGCACUGAAGUUAUCAGGCACAUACAAGCCCUGCAAGCCCUGCACAGGAGGAUCAUCCAGCAGCAACUACAAGAAAGGACACCACCGCCCUUACCCUGACUUGGAUGCAGCCUCGGAAGGAGGCGUUCCAUAUCCUUACUUCGGUGGCGCGGCAAGCUCCAGUUCCACGCCGGCAUGGGACUUUCCUGGCCGCGGUGGCGGAGGGAGAAGCGACACCAGAUUCGCUUCAGGGGAUUCAUGCGAUGUUGUGAUCGAUGAUGAGCCCAAGGAAUGGAUGGCUCAGGUCGAGCCUGGCGUCCACAUCACCUUCGCUUCCCUCCCCAAUGGCGGCAACGAUCUCAAACGGAUUCGGUUCAACCGGGAGAUGUUCAACAAGUGGCAAGCGCAGAGUUGGUGGGGUGAGAACUACGACAGGAUCAUGGAGCUUUACAAUGUGCAGAGAUUCAACAACCGCCAGUCUCUCAACACUCCUCCAAGGUCUCAAGAUGAGCAUAGAGAUUCUACUUAUUCGAGAUUAGGCUCUGCAAGGGAAAGCCCCAUGGCGCCAUCAUUCACACCAAGGAACUACUACAGGCCAUCUCCUGGGAUGAUGGAACAGGGCAGCAGCCACCAUUACCCUCCCGGUUACGGUCUGGGAAGCGGCCCGAGAGGCGAGGCUUCCUCGAUGGAAGCCUCGAGAACCACAACCUCUUCCCAAGACGAGCCGUCGAUCUCGGUGAGCAAUGCCAGCGAUUUGGAGGCGGAGUGGGUCGAGCAAGACGAGCCUGGAGUGUACAUUACCAUCAGACAACUCGCGGAUGGUACCAGGGAGCUCCGGCGGGUUCGGUUCAGUCGAGAAAGAUUUGGGGAAGUGCAUGCUAAGUCAUGGUGGGAGGAGAACAGGGAUAGAAUACAAUCUCAAUACCUGUAGAGAGAGAGAGAGAGAGGUUUGGAACAGAGCAAAGGUAAAAAAUUUUUAACAGCAUCUCAAAGGAAGUGGAGGGUUGCAGUUGCAGAUUGGAUAUCCUCCAGGGAAAGAUAUGAUAUGAGUGUUCUUUCUUUCUUCCAAGUUGUGUUCACACAGUUCACUGAACAUGUGCUUAGAAAAGUAAUUACGGCAAUUGGGAAGAACAUUGGCUGAAAGAGUAAAAGUGCAGCGUUACUGGAUGCCCGCUUUUUGGCCUGGAAUGUGAGUCUGUAACCAUAGUAAUUCUUUCUACGUCACUGCGAUCUUUAGGGUAGGGGGAUAAUGUGUACUUUCAUCAAUAGAAACUGUUGGGCAUGUGACUCGGAUUCCGCUGCGCCAAAGAAAUACAGACACCAAGAGACGGACGCAUCAGCAUCGGCGCGAGCGAACACAUCGGCGAGCGCCAACACCAAGAGGCGGACGCGCCAGCACCGGCGCGAGCGAACACAUCGGCGAGCGCGAAUACCUAGAGACGGGCGCAUCAGCGCCAGCGCACCCGAGGGCAGUCCGAGUCCAGUAUUGACUAAAUUAGCGAGUACGGGAAACGACGCCGUGUCCCACCUAUUGGGUGGUCACAUCACAGUCCUAGGUAUAAUGAAAGGCUAAAUGUACU